AUGGCUAUUACUACGAGGCGCCACCUCCUCUCUCCCUCUGCCCGCUCUCCCCCACCAGGAGGCCGCAGAGGAAGCGCCCGCCUGUACCAGCGGUGUCUCUACUGCCUCGAGGGGGAAGAGUCGGUCAGGCCGCUGCAGGAGUGGGGGCGCCUGGCUCAGCGGCCGCAGCCAGCGAACCCCUUCCCAGACCAGUUCAAGGACUUCUUUGGCCAUCGGUUCCGCGUGGUGGCCAUGAGGACUCUGCCCUGGAUGGACUACGAGGGGGGAGGCGGGGGAUGGGCAGGGGGGCCGCUCACCCCCAGGGACUCCCUCAACGCGCGGAUGCUGCGAGCCAUGGCGGACCACUCCAACUUCACGUACGAAGUGAGAGAGCCCCCUGAGGGCAGAUUCGGCCUCUACCUGGGCAACGGGACUUGGACGGGCAUCGUGGGCGCUCUCCAGCAAGACGUGGCCGACUUCUCCACUGAGAUAGGACUCCUCCCGCCCCGCCUGCAGGCCAUGGAGCCGUCCUUCAUCUACGCCCGAGACAGGAUCGUCAUCGCGUCCCCGAAGCCUGGUCCGCUGCCCCAACACCUCGCCAUUUCGCGCCCCUUCGCCGGGACCGUCUGGCUCCUCAUCCUCGCCGGCGUCCUGGUCUCCGACGUCGUGGUGUGGGUGUUGCUGCGGCUCGUCGCGUGGGUGACGGGGGCGGGCGGCGCAGACGUGGGUGGAAGUCUGCUGUACUCGUGGGCGUUGCUCAUGGAAAAUCCCCCGCCCCCGCCUUCGCCGUCGUCAACGAUUAGGGUGACCGUGGGCUUCCUGCUCCUGUACACGCUGGUCAUCAACAGCGCCUACCGCUCGUCCCUGAUCGCCCACCUGACCGUGCAGGGAUUCCCGCCGCCCAUCGACUCCUUCGACGACCUUCUGGAACAAGGCGGCUGGACGUGGGGCAGCCAGCCGCUCUUCGGCACCUUCUUCGUGUUCUUCAAUCAGAGUUCCGAUCCGGUUGUCCAGCGAAUCUACGCCGGCAUGGAGGUCGCCUCCAUGGACGAGCAUCUUGCGAAGAUCCCGAAGAAGCGCCACGCCUUCAUCGACUUCAAGUACAACCUCCGGACCCAAGUGGCAGCUCGACUCACGGACGCCUUGGGGUACACGCCCGUCCACUUGAGCAGGAGUGAAUAUCCUUCGUACGUGGGGGAUAUUUGGGGAUUUCGGAAAGGCGCCCCCUUCCGUCACCACAUCUGCAUGCUGCAGCAGCGGCUCAUAGAGGCUGGGUUGAUCGACUUCUGGCUGCGUGACGUCAUCCGGGCUUACGCUGAUAGACACAGGGCGAAGGAAGACGCGGCCGUGGGAGCGACCGAGCGCCUGUCUCAGGACGGAGACGGCAUCGUGGUUCUGAAUCUGAGCCAUCUGCAAGGCGCCUUUUACCUGCUGCUCCUUGGACACGGAGCAGCUCUCAUCCUCCUGCUUUUGGAGGUGUUCGUCGACCGCGUUCGGGGCGAAAGUCGUUGAGAUAACAAGACCAAUGAUGAAGGAAAGAGUGAAAGGAAAUGGCGAUGAAGCAGAGCAGAAGAAUGAAGGACAUUUCGAUGCAUUCAAAACUGAACCAUUUUUCUUUUUUUUUCGACGAAGCAGAACUAAAGAAUGUUGCAUAUUUCGAUGCAUUAAAACUUGAAUCAACUAUUUUCCGAUAUAUCUUUUUGAUUUGGCGUAUAUAGCAGUUCGCCGUUAAUCUAUCUGAUUAAAAGGAAUGUAUAAGCUUCGUUAUCCAGGUUAUUCUUAUGAGCUGUGAUAUGUCAUAUUCGAAUUUCACGCUGCAAGCUUAUUAACAAGUAAAAGCGAAGUAACUUGCCUGCCGCUACAGACCCGCACGAUAUAUAAGCAUGGAAAGAGAGAAUACAUGAAUUGAAAUGUAUUUACUUAAGGAUUUGUGAUUUAAUCGCGUAUUUACACUGGCCACAAUGUUUCAGCAAGCUUUUUUUUAUGAAUACUAGUUAGAAGUUCUUGGUACAGCAUCAUGGAUGCUGUACGCACUCGCACAACAAGAAGCACUUUAAAGUUCUUUUCAUGUGAAUAGUGAAACUAGAGUAUUAUGGCGAAAGAGUAAAACCUGAUUUGACGAUUAGGAUAAACUGUGUUAAAUGUCAAAGGCUAUAGAGCGUUAUAGCAAAGACUAUAUACGAAAGAUAGGAAAGUAUGGCGGAUAGUGUGGUAUCUAAACAACAGAUGACGCUGUGCACACGGUGUAUCGUCACUUAUGCAUUGAAAAUGAUAGGAAAGGGAGAUUUUUGUUUUUGCAUGUUUUAUGCUUCCUGUCCUGUUUAACUGUAGGCCUGCUUUCAUUGAUGAUGACUUGCAAUAAGGAAAUGUUUUACACGUGUUUUGUAUAUCCUUGAUUUAAUGACAAAACAAUGAAAAACAUGAAAAAUUUAUUAAUGCAGAUUAAUGCCAAUUUUCUGACAUUGACGGGGAAGGGGUCGAUAUGGUAGAAUACUUCACCAAUAUAAACUUCACGGGGGUCAUGUCUACGGAAACUUAUCUUUAGAAAUAUUGGUGUAAGGCUUAAGCUGGCUUCUAGGAAUAAUACAGCAUUGUACUGCCACGGCAUCAGAGUCAACACGCCAGACGAGCAGGCUGUUUUCACAUUCUAAACAGUCAUCGUUGAAACGGGGAAAUGGAAACAGAUCCGGUGCAAGUAUUAAGAGAGGAGUGAGAUCAGUUAGGGUAGAUAGUGCACAAGCGUGGGCCCCCUGACGUAACUGACAAGGCGAACGAUCAGAACAACUGCGAAAGAAACGUUGUCAACUUAUUUUGGAGACAUUGUUGGAAGAAAGGGGUAUUGUUGGAGUAAGGGGCAAGGAGUAAGGAGUAAGGGGAACCACAAAGAAUCUAUCCCACUUGGCUGGGCCAGAGAGAGUACUCAAAAGGUGGUGGUAGUAUAAAGGCGAGGACAGGAGGAAGAUGAGGUGGUGUGGAGUGAGGUAGAACUGUGGGGAGUACAAAAAGGAUGAAGAGUAUCAUGGGGGAGGGGAUAGACAAUGAAGACUGUGCAGUAGGAUGGAAUAGAUGAUACUGGGAGGGAAGGGGUGUAUUCUGAAGGUCGAGUAAUGACCUGGGUGGACGAUUCCUUAUGGAUAGAGUUGACAACAAACAUCGAGGAGGGGGCAUUAGUAUAAGUGGUCGGGGACGUGGUCAAAAGAGACGGGGAUCGGAAAACCAAUGAAAUCAAAUUUAGAUAGGCUAUUUGAUGAAGGGGCUACCCCACACCUUAGGAAGUAGACAGAAGGUGAUGAAUAAAAGGAAAAGGAAAUGGGGAAAAGAAAAGACCAUGCAAAAUUGAGGUGAGGGCUGAGGCAUAAGUCUGCAUCUCCUAAGCCCCCUCAGGACAACAACGAGGAAGGCAUUAGCAGUGCACAUAGGGUAAGAAUAAUUGUCAUCAGUGUACUUAAAUUUACAACACACCACAU
Molecule: messenger RNA, 3446 nt
Organism: Penaeus vannamei (Pacific white shrimp)
Lineage: Eukaryota; Metazoa; Arthropoda; Malacostraca; Decapoda; Penaeidae
Source: RefSeq, a predicted model, not a curated record